Grus americana (Whooping crane) is the source of this 1265-nucleotide messenger RNA. It is a transcript of the gene STAP1, whose product is annotated as signal transducing adaptor family member 1. The coding region runs from base 83 to 934 and encodes 283 amino acids. Gene Ontology annotation, biological process: cell surface receptor protein tyrosine kinase signaling pathway; positive regulation of B cell receptor signaling pathway. Gene Ontology annotation, molecular function: protein kinase binding; signaling adaptor activity. NCBI's taxonomy places the organism in Eukaryota, Metazoa, Chordata, Aves, Gruiformes, Gruidae. The transcript is spliced from 8 exons. The record is from RefSeq and is a predicted model, not a curated record.
ACUGAUAAAAACAGGAGUGGGGCGGAGGGGAAGGAGCACAGCAACAGAGGAUAUCCAGAUAUCCCACUGAGAUAUCCAAAGGAUGCUGAGAGGCAUUAGCGAACAGCCCGAGGAAACUCCUCAGCCAGCCCCUCGGCGAAUCUUCCAGGAGAGGCAGAGGAUUACCGGUCUGCCUUUGUACUUCCAAAGUUACCUGUCUGUCCGGCACUCAAGAUGCCAGGAAUUUAGAGUAUAUUGGACAGAACUCAGAGGAACUAUGCUCUUCUUUUAUGAUGAUAAGAAAGCCCUAACAUACUCACAGAAAUCAGAUAUAUCAGCUUUGAUCUCAGCAACCAAUGUUUAUCCAGAUGAAAAUGGCUCUGCACAGUUCAUCCUGAUGCUGUCAAAUGGCGAACUAGAACUGAAGGCUAAUGACUGUGAAUGUGGGAAAGAAUGGAGGGGGUUUAUUCUCACUGUUACAAAGCUGUCAGUUCCACCAGAUGAAUCAUUACUACCUGGGCAACUUACAAGAAUGCAUGAAGUGCUAGAGAAGGAAAAGAAAAGAAGGAUUACGCUUAACAACUGUUCCAGCACAUCCUUGAACAGAAAAAGCCCUCCCAGCAGUACACUGACCGCUAUGCCAGCGUGCUUCUAUGCAGUAUCUCGGCAAGAAGCGAUACAGAUGUUAGAAAAGAACCCAUCGUGUGGGAAUUUGAUCCUGCGUCCCGGCAGUGACAGCAAGAACUACGCAAUCACUAUCCGACACAAGUUGGAUCCCCCAUGCUUAAAGCACUACAAAGUGAUGUCCAAAGGAACAAGUUACAUUAUCGAAUUGGAAAGAUGGGUGAUACUCCCAAGCCUUCAGGAUGUUGUCAAUUACUUUGUGACCGAAACCCGAGGGAGCCUGAAGCCGUUUGUCAUACAGACACACACUGCAAAGGACCCAGGGUUCUGAAAGCAAGCUGGUUGCUGAAGGUGCGCACAGGAACAAUCCUGUUAAAAGGAGGCAGGAGAAGCAGCAUGGGAACUCUGCACUAUUGAAGAUAAACAGAAGGCAUUCCCCAAAGUACUCUUUCUCAGUUUCUAGAGCACAUCUGUUACCUCUAAACCAAGAAUGUGAUGCAGCUUCUCCCAGAAAAACUUCUGAGAUUUGGGGAGGGCAAAUAACCCAAUUCCUGUAGAGGAUUAAAUGUGGAAAAAGAAGAAAAGAGUGGGAAAGAGAAGACACAUUGCCCCUGCAAAAUGCAAUGGAAAAAUAUUGUAUUGAAAUUAGGCAGACAAGUGUU